Magnolia sinica is the source of this 1077-nucleotide messenger RNA. RefSeq lists its product as uncharacterized. The transcript has 4 exons. The coding region runs from base 1 to 1077 and encodes 358 amino acids. The record is from RefSeq and is a predicted model, not a curated record. NCBI's taxonomy places the organism in Eukaryota, Viridiplantae, Streptophyta, Magnoliopsida, Magnoliales, Magnoliaceae. Gene Ontology annotation, molecular function: protein binding.
AUGCUUCAACAACAAAACAUCAUCACCGUUCAAAACCCUGACCACAUCAUCAAUCUACCAGAUUCCACCGUUCAAAACCCUGGCCACAUUAGCAAUCUACCAGAUUCCAUCCUUCACUGCAUCCUCUCCUUCUUGCAUGCCACCGAUGCAGUGAAGACGGUCCUUCUAUCAAAAAGGUGGGCCCAUUUGUAUACUUCCACCCCAAAUCUACACUUCCAAAAAUCCCGUCUCUGCAAACGAAACGACAACGAUUUCGUAUCCUUCGUCAACCAAGCUUUGAUUCUCUACGAAAGCCCUACCAUUCAGGAAUUCCAUCUCGUCUUCUAUUAUAAAGGCACUGCGAGACAUCGUUUUAAGAGCCUUCCGUCUUUGGUUAAUGCAACUCUCAAUUUGCAAAUGUCGUUUUACGCCGGUUGGGAUGAUUAUGAAGAGAGCGAGUAUCAUGAUAUUUUUUGCGCACUUCUUGACGCUCUUCGGCAUGCUAGAGUUCUCAAAGUCUGCACUUGGUGUGUUCAGGUGUUGUCAAUAUGGGAGUUGAAAAGGUUUCCUGCUCCCAUCUUUAGCUGCAAUUGUCUGAUACUAGAGACAGGAUUGAGAAAAUGGGAUCUUCCUGGGAUUGUAGGUUUGUUGAGGAGUUCCCCUUAUCUUGAGACUCUCGUUAUAAAGGUAAUUCCCACUUUCUAUCUCAAUUGGGAUGAAACUUUUGAAUAUUUUAUGGCGAAAUAUUAUUUUCAUGGAGUAGAGUACUUGGCAUCACAAGAGUCCAAUCUUCCUUGUCUUGAACAUUGCCUCAAGACAAUCAAGAUAUUUGGCUUCAUCAGUGGGGGAGGUAAAUACAAGAAGCAGAAAGCUUGGUCAGUGAAUCGUAUUCUUAGAAGGUCAAUGAGACAAGGCAUGCUAGUGAAAUUUUUGUUGAAGAAUGCUAUGGUUUUAGACAAAAUGACCAUCUAUGCCAGCAACGAACACGAGUUUAAGAUGAUUAAGAAAUGGUCUGGAGUAUUUUCAGAGGUUUCGAAGGAUAUCCUAGCUUUCCCAAGAGCGUCUUCUCAUGCGGAAGUAUCAUUUUCAUAUGCAUAG